Encephalitozoon romaleae SJ-2008 is the source of this 1650-nucleotide messenger RNA. RefSeq lists its product as hypothetical. Gene Ontology annotation, cellular component: plasma membrane. Gene Ontology annotation, biological process: transmembrane transport; monoatomic anion transport. NCBI's taxonomy places the organism in Eukaryota, Fungi, Microsporidia, Unikaryonidae. The transcript has a single exon. The coding region runs from base 1 to 1650 and encodes 549 amino acids. The record is from RefSeq and is a predicted model, not a curated record. Gene Ontology annotation, molecular function: mechanosensitive monoatomic ion channel activity.
AUGGAAAAAGAUGAUUUUAGAUGGCUUGAAGGAGAUGGAGAAACAGAGGCCGAAGAGUUUACUCCUGCACCUUCCAGGACAUCCUCAGUGAAUUAUAUAAUAGACUCUACUGGAGGGAUAUUCUAUUCCGUCUUUGUCAUCUCUUUAGUGGCAAGGCUCAUUACAUAUGUCUUCGGACUUAAUCCAUAUGCAUUUGGCUUAGACUUCAACCUAAUACUUUUAAGCACUAUUGUUAUAUCUUUGCUGUUUAUCCUUCUUUCAAUAGCAAGAGAGACCAUAACGUUCAUGGGCUUGACUCUUGGGAUUGUUGAGAACUCAGAUGUAUAUGCAAAGAUACAAAGGCUUGUGAUGGUUUCUGUCUGGUUUGGUGCAAGUUUAUACUGGGUGAACUAUGUGAGAAUGGCCUAUGGGUAUGACCUUAACAUUCCUCGGAAGGUUCUUGUCUCUGGGAUGAUAACAUGUAUAGCAUACUCUAUUAUAAGUGUUGUUAUGGGGUACUUUGAAAGUUUUUUCCUGAAGAAGACACUCAGCACCAAGCUGAGCGAUGUACAAGGGACUGAGAGAAUAGUGUGUGCAAUGAAAAAUUACAGAUAUGAUGUUUCUGAAUCAGUGAGUAGCAGGACCCCGGAAUGCUCAUGCAAGGAUGUGUUUUGUUUUAGAGUAUCAGCGAGCAUUGGAAGCAGAGAGUCGAGGAAGGAGAGUAGAGAAGAGGGAUUUCAUUUGUUUGCGGGGGGUCUUGUGAUAAAUCCUCCUGAGAUUCAUGGAAUUAUGGAUGCCAAAACUCUUGCAAGAGAUGUUUUUACCAAAGCAAGUAAUGGGAAAGAUUCUCUCUCGUUUAGUGAUUUCAGCACUAUUUUCCCAACACCACAAGACGCUCUGAAUGCAUUUGCCUUCUUUGAUUCAAGUAACGAAAGAACUAUUUCAAAGAAGGUAUUUCAUGAUACAAUGAUACAUUUCUACAUGGAAAGGGUGAAUCUUGAGAAGAAUGUAAUGAGAGCAGAGAAAUUUAUUAGCAUAGUUACAAGUGCCAUCAAUACGGUUGUGGCUGUCUUUCUCUGCUUCAUUUAUCUCAUAAUUUUUGGAAUUCCACCUAAGGAGUUGUUAACAUUGACACUUAGUGGAUCUCUUGCAUUCAGCUUCAUUGCAAGUAAGAUAAUUCCGGAUUUGUACCGUGGCUUUAUGAUGCUUACAACACAUCCAUUUGAUGUGGGUGAUGAUGUCACAAUUGACGGAGUAGAUUAUAGAGUUUAUGAGUUUGGAUUGACAAGUACAUCUCUGAUUGGCGAGAACGGGGGAAAGAUAAAGUUUCUGAACAGUGAUCUCUGGAAGAAGAAGCUUGUUAACAUGACAAGAGCACCCGAAAAGAUAAUUAUGUUCAACUUCAAUCUGAAUCCUGACAUAAAGGUCGAGGAGUUUGGGCGGUUUAAAAGUCUAAUACACGAGUUCAUCAGGAAAAGACCCUUCGACUAUGACGAUUCUUUCUCUAUUCAGGCAAAGACAGAAGGUUUUUCAAGCAUUGAUGUCCUAAGCUGCACAAUGAUCCUAAGGUGUAAGAACUACAAGACUAAGUCGAAGAAGUUCGUUCUUAGAAUCGAGAUGACCUCGUUUCUGAGAUCAUUGGUGGCAGACAUGGGCAUCGGGGUGAAAUGA